UCCGUCGUGAUUCGUUUUCUGCGUUUAUCGCCGUCAACACUGCUCAGUAUAUGUUCAAUGCAUCCAUUCGUGUGGUAGACACAGCCAUGCGUGUUACUGGCGGUCUGCAAGCAAGUUUUCGCCCGUCGACCGCUGAUUUUUCGUGAAACACUCGGAUCUGCAGCUGGAGAGCCAAAGUAGCAGGCGUCGAGCAACAGGAUGUUAGCACAGGCGCACAGAACGCGCCGUUAAACGUAACUCUCGCUGAUUCGUGUAGUUUCGGCCGUCCGCGUCGCCAAGAUAAGCUUAAACUUCGUGGUGGGCGACUAGAGCUUAUUGCCUCUACACACUACACACAGCAUUCAGGCAUGCCCCACAUGUACCCCACGCGUCCCCACUCGCCCCACAGGCAUCCCCACACCAGACCCCAUUUCCCCACCUCUCCCACUCCUCCCCACCGUCGCCCACUGCAUCCCCACCUGGGUCGCCCACUUCGGUCACUAAGCUGUCGGAGCCCAUCGUAGUCCGCCGCCGCCUGCCGUAAUCAUCAGAGCCGUUGCCUCUAGACGCAACCUACCAACUCCCAUUUCUUACCACCAGCGACAUGGUAGCGUCCAAGGCCAUGCUCGAGAAGAAUACGAACAUCUGUGACCGCAUAGAGGGCCGGUGCUGCUCAGAGGACCCCGCAGAUGUCAAGUCAGCCAUGAUCACGGCUGCUUUGCUUGGUAAGAAGUCGUCCACAACAUCCAUGAUGGCUACGUCAGCAGAAGCUGCAGCAACGAUUUCAGACCCGCCAAAUUUCGGCGUCGUGUGUCCCGGACUGGUUUACCGUUCAGGAUGCCCUUCCCUGCAGGCUUUCCCUUUUCUCCACCAGUUGCACAUACGGAGCAUUCUCUCUCUGCGCCAGGAGGAGUACACAGACGAGGAAUUGGCGUACAUGCGGCAGAACAACAUCCAGUACUUCCACAUCGCCAUGCCCGGCAGCAAACUGCGCAAGAAUGGCAGCAGCACGAGCUCCUCAAGCGCUACCAGCACAAGCAACAGCACGGAGGUCGCAGGCGAGUUUAAUGACAUAGACAUAGAUGCUCUCGUCCACAAGGCGCUCUCUGUUCUGCUCGACUCGAAGAACUUGCCCAUUCUCGUGCAUUGCAGCGGUGGGAAGCACAGGACAGGCAUUGUCAUCGGCUGCUUUCGAGCACUGCUCGGUUGGCAGCCGGAGAAACGACUCGAGGAGUAUAGUCGUUACUCCCACCCUAAAGAAAGGGACAUUGACGAGGAGUAUAUCCGCAACUUUACCCCCGACUGGUCCAAACACGGUUAUCGCCGUGCUCCGCUGUAACGCCGUUCCCCUGUGCGUUGGGAGCGGGUCUGUGUGAUAGCAUUCCUUGCUCCUUGUUCCUUUUUUUUUGCUCGGCCUUCCCUGCUCCCACGUAUGCUCUCACUGGUGACACGUUUAUUUUCUCGAGACUCGUAUAUGGUCUCCUCUAGUUUUUAUGCGCCGGUCCCCCCAAAACCCCCUGCUGCUGUCAUUCGUCACCAGUGUCUGCUGUUUGUUUCCACCUCCGUCGUCCCCUCAUCUUCCCUCCCCUUCGUAUUUUGCGCUGUCAACGCUGUCGUCACUCGUUGUUUGUUUUUUUUUUCCUCUUUUUUUUCCUUUUUCCGCCUGAUUGUAUGCAAGCCGCUGUAACUCAAAUUCUACACAGUGUGGAACGUGACUAGCUGGUGUUCCUAUUCGAUGAAUUCGAUGACCUCAAUGAAUUCGGCUAUAUUUCGACCUUGCGAUGCCCUAGUUGACGGCCGCCAAUGUUAGAGAAACCAUCCUCGCGUUUUUCGCUUGUGUCGCUCGUGUCGCCCGUGUCCCUCGCAUCUGCACAUGUAAAAAAAUUCGGCUGGGGUUCGCCUCGCUUCGAAAGACCCUUCUUCCCGUUAGCCCUACUUUUAGUUGCUCUUCUUGCUUCGUUUUAGCGCCUGAACGCCGUAACCGGCCGCGUUCACCAAGGCGAACGCAGACAGUGCAAUGGGGUAGGGGCGGAGAGACUGUAAUGCGGGUUUUCCGUUCAUGAGCAGGUAUGCCAGUGACCACGCUGUCGCGAUACCGGCUCCAUUGGUCAAGUCUGAUAUGAGUAAGCGUUAGCUUCGGUCGGGUCUCGUCUGCGCGCAAGAAUGCGUGCGCUUUUUGGCGCACGCGAACUCUCGCCCGGAGUUACCUUGGUCGUGAAUUGCAAAUCUGUUUGUCCGUGUUAGCCGAAACUUGUCAUGUGAACUGUGCACGGGCUCCUUACGCUCCUACGGCAUUCAUCCCUCCACAGAGCAGGCAGCUAGUCAUGAAGGGGCCUCCUUGAGGCCUUCUCCAGGCCCGUUUCAAGGAGGCGAGCACUGCUGGUGUUAGCGAACGGCCCCUUGCGGUCGCGUGACGUACAUGCUGUGCUAAAUCCUAAUAAAGUUAGCACGUGAGUUAGUUACCGAAAUGCACUCAUUUCCCGUAUGUCGGAAGCAGUGUGUCUGCAGCGGCAUCUGCUGCCUGGCCGUC
Messenger RNA from Schizosaccharomyces japonicus yFS275, 2509 nucleotides. RefSeq names its product phosphoprotein phosphatase. The coding region runs from base 584 to 1318 and encodes 244 amino acids. The transcript has a single exon. Lineage: Eukaryota; Fungi; Ascomycota; Schizosaccharomycetes; Schizosaccharomycetales; Schizosaccharomycetaceae. The record is from RefSeq and is a predicted model, not a curated record. Gene Ontology annotation, cellular component: cytoplasm. Gene Ontology annotation, molecular function: hydrolase activity; protein tyrosine phosphatase activity.